Nezara viridula (southern green stink bug) is the source of this 1347-nucleotide messenger RNA. The record is from the annotation of a GenBank genome assembly. Lineage: Eukaryota; Metazoa; Arthropoda; Insecta; Hemiptera; Pentatomidae.
AUGAGGGAAAUCGUUCAUAUCCAAGCUGGGCAAUGUGGAAACCAAAUUGGUGCUAAGUUCUGGGAAAUUAUCUCAGAUGAACAUGGAAUCGACCCCACUGGCGCUUACCAUGGGGAUUCUGAUUUACAACUGGAAAGGAUCAAUGUUUAUUAUAAUGAGGCAUCUGGAGGUGGAAAGUAUGUUCCAAGAGCUAUUUUAGUUGAUUUGGAACCUGGCACAAUGGAUUCCGUACGCUCUGGUCCAUUUGGACAAAUAUUUAGGCCAGACAAUUUCGUUUUUGGUCAGUCAGGAGCUGGAAAUAAUUGGGCUAAAGGUCACUAUACUGAAGGUGCUGAACUGGUGGAUUCUGUAUUGGAUGUUGUAAGGAAAGAAGCUGAGUCUUGUGAUUGUUUACAAGGAUUCCAACUGACACAUUCUCUUGGUGGUGGAACUGGCUCGGGUAUGGGAACCCUCCUUAUAUCGAAAAUUCGUGAAGAGUAUCCAGAUAGAAUUAUGAACACAUAUUCAGUAGUACCUUCGCCUAAGGUAUCAGACACUGUUGUAGAACCAUAUAAUGCAACCCUUUCCGUUCACCAACUAGUUGAAAACACAGAUGAAACAUAUUGUAUAGAUAAUGAAGCCCUCUACGACAUUUGCUUUCGCACAUUGAAACUCUCGACGCCAACCUAUGGUGAUCUGAACCAUCUUGUUUCUCUCACUAUGUCUGGAGUUACUACCUGUCUCCGAUUUCCUGGUCAAUUGAAUGCUGAUUUAAGAAAACUAGCUGUUAAUAUGGUUCCAUUCCCUCGACUACACUUUUUCAUGCCUGGAUUUGCCCCACUCACUUCAAGAGGUUCUCAACAAUAUAGAGCUCUCACAGUUCCAGAACUUACUCAGCAAAUGUUUGAUGCAAAGAAUAUGAUGGCUGCCUGUGAUCCUAGACAUGGAAGGUAUCUUACUGUUGCAGCCAUUUUCAGGGGCCGUAUGUCAAUGAAGGAAGUAGACGAACAAAUGUUGAACAUUCAAAACAAGAACUCCUCUUAUUUUGUUGAAUGGAUUCCUAAUAAUGUAAAGACUGCAGUUUGUGAUAUUCCUCCAAGGGGCCUUAAAAUGUCUGCCACUUUUAUUGGAAAUUCAACAGCUAUCCAAGAAUUAUUUAAAAGAAUUUCUGAACAGUUCACUGCUAUGUUUAGAAGGAAGGCUUUCUUGCAUUGGUAUACCGGAGAGGGCAUGGAUGAAAUGGAAUUUACAGAGGCUGAAUCAAAUAUGAAUGAUCUUGUGUCAGAAUACCAACAAUACCAGGAAGCUACAGCUGAUGAAGAUGCUGAGUUUGAUGAAGAACAGGAACAAGAAGUUGAUGAUGCUUAA